AUGAAUGACGAGCAGACCUUGAGGGUAAGAAAAGGAAGGCUUCUGCUUCUUGCUGAUGUCAAGGGAAGCGACACUGGGAUUGGACAUGCACUAGCUAAAUACCUGGAUAACUUAGGUUUCAUUGUGUUUGCUGGGGUUUUGAACAAGGAUGGACCUGGCGCUGAGGAACUGCGACGCACCUGUUCUCAGAGACUCUUUCUCCUGCAGCUGGAUAUAACCAAUGCCACUCAAAUCAAGGAAGCCUAUCUAAAAGUCUCCGAGAAGGUGCAAAAUACAGGGCUCUGGGGAGUCGUGAACAACGCAGGCAUCCUGGGCUUCCCUGCCGAUGGCGAGCUGCUCCCCAUGAGCACGUACAGGCAAUGCAUGGAGGUGAAUUUCUUUGGGGCUGUAGAGGUGUCCAAGACUUUCUUACCAUUACUUCGGAAAUCCCAGGGGAGGCUGGUUAACAUGUCCAGCAUGGCAGGAGGCAUUCCACUACCGAGGUACGCUGCAUAUGGUGCAUCAAAAGCAGCUCUGUCCAUGUUUUCUGGAGUAAUGAGGCAAGAGCUUUCCAAAUGGGGAAUUAAAGUUGCUGCAAUUCAUCCGUCAGGCUUCCGAACAGGUAUACAAGGCACAGCUGACCUAUGGGAUAAGCAAGAAAAGGAGCUGAUGGAGAACCUCCCAGCAGACACAACGCAGGACUACGGUGAGGACUACCUCCUGGGGCUGAAGAGCUACCUCCUGCACAUACCCACGUACUGUGAUGCCAACCUCUCCCCUGUGCUGAGUGCUAUCCUGCACGCUUUGCUGGCCAAGAGACCGCAUGGCUUGUACACCCCUGGCAAAGGGUCUUAUAUGUUCCUCUGCAUCUUCUGCUACUUUCCUCUCUGGUUCUAUGACUUUUUCCUUAGUAAGAUGCUGAGUAUAGAGUCUGUCCCAAGGGCGCUGAGAACAUCAGAAGCUGAAAGCAAGGAUCUUUAAGGUAUCCAUCAGCAUUUGCCUUGAUGAGAUAACUGGGAAAAACUCUAUUUUAAGAUGCUGCUAUUUAUUUUACUGUCUUUGUUAAAUUGCAUUUAGACUGCCUUGCGAACAGAGGUAUAUCUUUGUGUUAAGGGUAACGCUCAGGAAAAGUGGUAGAUAAACAGAAAUAGAAAGCUAUCCCCAGAUGGGACAUUUCUGGAGGAAUUUCAAUAUUUUCCUGAUGUCUUGUAUCCUGCCUUCUGUGUAAGGUAUCUCACGAGGUUAUAUAGCUCUUGUCUGCUUCAAAAGGCACCACCAACACACAGAUGUCUAACCUGGUUUUUAAAACAAAACAAAAUAUCCUUGAGAGUUGACAACCUUUUUAAACAUUGUAAGAAGCUACAUAUAUUCCUAUUAUUGGAAAGAUUUAGAAGAGUCUAAUGCAAAUCUUUCUCACAGCAGCUUCAGCCCAGUACGGGGUUUAUUUUGGUUCUCUUGCUGUUGGACCUGAGAAAUGAUUGACUGUUUUUCUCCAAGUUUUGUGAAAUAUAAUUGUGAUAUUUAUAAUGUGUCCUUUUUGCUAGACUAAGCAACAUAAAUUAGUUGGGGGGGAAAAAUGAACAAAGACAAAUCAAGAGUUUCAUGAAGAAGCAAUCAAUCUCCUUCCUACAGUAUUAUAAAAAGUAAUAGUAAGUAUAUCAGCUGCUAAUUUGGUAUCACUGUCUCGGUCAUUCUGUGCUUUGCCUGUAUAUGCUUGUGCCUCUUUAAUCAUUAGUAAGCUCUGAUUGCACUUCUGCUUUUGUACAAUUCCUUACUCUGUUCUGGGUUUACGAAGAACUUGCAAUUUUGCCCAUUUCUCCUGACACAUUCCUGUUUCUCCCUCUGCGUUUGGAGUUUGUGCUCACUCCUCUAAGAUCAGUCAGUCUUCAGGUUGGCUUUACUGGAGGGCGGUGUCCAUCUUCUGAUGGGGUUUGGUUACUCCCCUUGCCUGAAUUAAUUCCAGGAGCAUCAGGUGCCUCCCUGCCGCUGGUUGUCCCUGUGCCCUACCGUAAACCCCCAGCAACGCCAAGAGGUUGGGCAGCACGCCUGUGUUUUCCGACCCCACCCUCUUUUUGCACUGCCUGUCACAUCAUCUGGCUUUGGAAAGCUGGGAUAUUUGGCAAGAAAGCCUCAUCCCCCCCUCCCAGUUCCCUGGUUUGGUCAUCUGUCCUGUGCCUUGCUUUGACAAGAUCUCUUUCUUUUCAGAUGACAGAAAAUUGAAAGUCAUUAUAUCCUGGGCUUUAAAUGUAGAUGCAUUUUUUUUUUUUUUUACUGUCCUUUCUGAACAAAUUCUAGUCUGUUGUCAUAAUCCUACUCAUGUGACGUACACUUGCAGUCAGCUGAAGAAAAUCACAAUUUAAUUUGCAUCUGUAGUAUUUCUUCCAUCUUCUCCUGCAUCUUUUACAUCAAUGCAAGACUCCUGUAAAUGUACAGAGGAUGCUCAGCAGGUUUGGUCCACUAUUUUAAUUUGUGCCCCAGUAUGGAAAUCCUCCUGUCCUGCACGUAUUGUUGUGAUUACUGCUUUUGCUACUGAGGCUUAUUUCCUUGUGGGUUUAUAUCAGUCCCCUGAUUACAGACUUCUGCUUUCCUUUGAGAAAGUGUGACCAAAAAUGUUUUUCA
Molecule: messenger RNA, 2598 nt
Organism: Grus americana (Whooping crane)
Lineage: Eukaryota; Metazoa; Chordata; Aves; Gruiformes; Gruidae
Gene: HSD17B2
Product: hydroxysteroid 17-beta dehydrogenase 2
Exons: 6
Coding region: 1-960 (319 amino acids)
Molecular function (GO): oxidoreductase activity
Source: RefSeq, a predicted model, not a curated record